AUGGUAUUUAUUUUAUGUAUUUCUGGAUGUACAUGUAGUGGAAAGACAACAUUAAGUAAUGCACUUUUUAAAAAAGGAAUUAAAAAAAAAAUUAAUGUAGAAAAAAUAUCACAGGAUGAUUUUUAUGUUGACAAAGAAAAGGUAAAACAAAUAAGAAAUAAUGAAAAUUCAGAUAUAAUUUUUUAUGAUUAUGAUUCGAUUUCUGCAUUGGAUAAAGAAAAAAUUAUUAAUGUUAUAGAAAUGAAAAAAAAUAAUUGUGAUUUGUUAAUAGUUGAAGGUACUAUGUUAUUGGAGAUUAAUGAGAUUGUUACAAACUAUUGUGACAAAAUAAUUUAUGUAACAUUAGAGAAGAAUAUUUGUAAUAAGAGAAGAAAAAAUAGGAAUGAUUAUGAUCCACCUGAUAAUGAGGGUUAUUUUGAUCAAGUUGUCUGGCCAUCAUAUCAAAAUAAUUUAGAUAUAGCAAAGAAGUUAUCUCAUAUGUAUGAUAAAAAUUUUUUUACUUUUGUUGAUGGAGAAAGUAUUAAAUUAGAAGAUAUUGAUAAUUUUUGUAAUUUUAUUUGGAGGGAUAUCAAAUUAAAUGUUGUUAGAAUAGUUGAUGAUACUAAAAUUGAUAUAAAUGUAGUUAAUGAAAUUGUCACAACACCAUCAUCUGGAGCUACUUCAAUUUUUGUUGGAACAACACGUGAUAACUUUAAUAAUAAAAAAGUUAUACGUUUAGAAUAUGAAUGUUAUAAAGAGAUGGCAUUAAAGGAAAUGAAAAAAUUAUGUUUAAAAGGAAGAGAAAAAUUUAAAACAAUUCAUAAUAUAGCAAUUUUUCAUAGAAUAAAUCAUGUUCCUGUGACAGAGGCAUCCGUUGUUAUUGCUGUUUCAUCACCACAUCGCCAUGAAUGUCAGGAGGCUUCUAAUUUUUUAAUAGAUGAAUUAAAAGUUUCUGUACCAAUCUGGAAAAAAGAAAUUUAUUCUGAUAAUUCAGGUCAAUGGAAAGAAAAUUGUUGUAAAAAAUAG
Molecule: messenger RNA, 1005 nt
Organism: Strongyloides ratti
Lineage: Eukaryota; Metazoa; Nematoda; Chromadorea; Rhabditida; Strongyloididae
Product: Molybdopterin synthase sulfur carrier subunit
Exons: 2
Coding region: 1-1005 (334 amino acids)
Biological process (GO): Mo-molybdopterin cofactor biosynthetic process
Cellular component (GO): cytosol
Source: RefSeq, a predicted model, not a curated record